CUUGUCACUUGAUUAAAGAAUAAAACAAUAAAUAUUUUUAUUAAUUUUUCUGUAUUUCGUAUAAUUAAUUAAUUUAUUAAAUUGACAUAGAUGACGUGACUGAUGUCGACAAGUUGUUUAUUCUUGAAUCGUAAUACGGAUCUAUUUUUGUAGUUUUUGUCUUACUCCCGUUGUAAAUUGUAGCCUAGGUCAUAUGCAUUGUUGCUUAAAGUUUAAACAGUUCAAAAAGUAAGACAACCUCUUGGUAAAAUAAACCAAUCAAUGAUGUUAGACGAGCUGGCAAUCGAUUAUUCCGAGUACUUAAAAGUCGACAAUGAAAAUGAGGUUGGCGCGCUAAAAGAUGUAGUCGAAGAUAUGCUCACCAGAUUGGAAGAGUUUCAGACAUUUAUGGAAAUGGUUCGAGCAUUACGAAUGGAAAGUACUGUGAUGCAUUAUGAUUCGAUAAAAGAAAUGAAGUCCAAGGUUACUGAACUCACAGACACUGUAAAUAAAUUAGAAAAGCUGGUUAAUAAAGUUGGUGAAGAUGUAGAAUUAGUUGACCAACAACUAACUGAAGCUGAGGCGUGUAUGCCUAUUAAUAAGGACGGUCCACUAAAUACAAUUCUCAAACCUUUUUUUAAAAAACAAGAAGACCAUUCUUCCAGACAAUUACCUGCCUAUGAACCACCAGUGAUUUUCAAGUCUGAUGAUUACUUUCUUGCAACAGAAGCAGAAGAUGCGCUUAAAAUAAUUGAAAAUGAUACAACCAUUAACAAUUAAUACAAAAAACUUUUUUUCAUUUUAAAACUAUGUAUGGGAUUAAGCUACCUAGUAAUAUAAAAUAUAUAUAUACUAAUUCACAUUA
Metopolophium dirhodum (rose-grain aphid) is the source of this 844-nucleotide messenger RNA. It is a transcript of the gene Blos4, whose product is annotated as biogenesis of lysosome-related organelles complex 1 subunit 4. NCBI's taxonomy places the organism in Eukaryota, Metazoa, Arthropoda, Insecta, Hemiptera, Aphididae. The record is from RefSeq and is a predicted model, not a curated record. Gene Ontology annotation, cellular component: BLOC-1 complex. The coding region runs from base 262 to 759 and encodes 165 amino acids. The transcript has 4 exons.